AGCUGCUCGGCCGGGACUUGCCGCGGCCCUGCGCCUCCGCCCGCCCGGCCGGCCGCGCCCCCGGGGCCAUGGUCGCGGGGCCCUGCGCAGGGGCGGCCCCCAGCGCGGCGCUUCAUGGAGCGGCCCGGGCCCGGCCCUCGGGGGCAGCGCGAUCCUGCGGGGCCCUGUGAGCUCCCAGCGCCGCGGCACCAUGUUGCUGGUUGAGAAGACGACAGACUCCCCGGCGGCAGAGUUCUCGCUGGUGGAGGACGUGGCCCUGCACUUCGCCUGCUUGAUGGGCCGCCUCAAUGAGCAGCGCCUCUUCCAGCCAGACCUGUGCGAUGUGGACCUAGUGCUGGUGCCUCAGCAUAGCGUGUUCCCCGCACACAAGGGUGUGCUGGCCGCCUACAGCCAGUUCUUCCACUCGCUCUUCACACAGAACAAGCAGCUGCAGCGGGUCGAGCUAUCUCUGGAGGCACUCGCGCCCAGCGGCCUGCAGCAGAUCCUCAACUUCAUCUACACGUCCAAGCUGCUCGUGAACGCGGCCAACGUGCACGAGGUGCUCAGCGCGGCCUCGCUGCUGCAGAUGGCUGACAUCGCGGCCUCCUGCCAGGAGCUGCUGGACGCUCGAUCCUUGGCGCCCUCGGGCCCUGUGGCCCUGGCACAGCCUGCCACCAGCUGUGCUCCGGUGCCUCCACCACCCUACUACUGUGACAUCAAGCAGGAGGCAGAUGCCCCAGGCCUCCCAAAGAUCUAUGCCCGGGAGGGCCCCGAUCCCUACUCUGUGCGUGUGGAGGAUGGAGCAGGGGCUGCUGGGGAUGUAGGCUCUGCCACUGCUGGGCCAGCACAGACACUCUUCAAGGAGGAGAAGGAAGGGGCCCCUGAAGAGGCAGAGGCCCCAGGUAGCCUGUGCAAACUGGAAAGUGGAGAGGGGCUGGAGCCAGAACUGGAUGCCUCGGGCACCUAUGGGCACCAGGAGCAGUCACAAAUCAUUGUUGAGGUGAACCUUAACAACCAAACACUGCAUGUGUCCACCGGACCCGAGGGCAAGCCAGGCUCUGGUGCCAAUCCAGCCACUGUGGUGCUCGGCCAGGAGGAUGGCAUGCAGGGACACUCGGAAGAAGAGGAGGAGGAAGGAGGAGGGAGUGGAGGGGGAGAGGAAGAGGAGGAAGAGGAAGAAGAAGAGGAAGGCAGCCAGGGAGAGGAGGAGGAGGAAGAGGAGGAAGGGCCCAGCGAUCAUCGAGAGGAUGAGGAUGAAGAAGAUGGGCCCAGUGAGCAGGAUGCAGAGAGUUCUGAGGAGGAGAGGGAGGCUGAGGGCAGGCAGGACCCCGCAGGUCCCGCUGGGUGUCAGGGCAGCCAGGUGGACCCUCCACCACAUAGCCGAAUGUCCACACGGUCCCGGGGACAGAACACCCGGCGCCGGGCCACCCCUGAGCCAGAGGAGGCUGGACGUAGAGGUGGGAAGAGGCCCAAGGCCUCUGGAGCUGUUCCGGCAUCCCAGGCAGCUGACGGGCUGGGGGCCAAGGUGAAGCUGGAGGAAAAACAGCAGCAUCCGUGCCAGAAGUGCCCUCGGGUCUUCAACAACCGCUGGUACCUAGAAAAGCAUAUGAACGUGACCCACAGCCGGAUGCAGAUCUGUGGCCAGUGUGGGAAGCGCUUCCUGCUGGAGAGUGAGCUGCAGCUGCACAGACAGACGGACUGUGAGCGCAACAUCCAGUGCAUGACAUGUGGCAAAGCCUUCAAGAAACUGUGGUCUCUUCAUGAGCACAACAAGAUAGUGCACGGCUACGCGGAGAAGAAGUUCUCCUGUGAGAUCUGCGAGAAGAAGUUUCACACCAUGGCGCACGUGCGCAAGCACAUGGUUGCCCACACCAAGGACAUGCCCUUCACCUGUGAGACCUGUGGGAAGUCCUUCAAGCGCAGUAUGUCGCUGAAGGUCCACUCGCUGCAGCACUCGGGGGAGAAACCUUUCCGCUGUGAGAACUGCAACGAACGCUUCCAGUACAAGUACCAGCUGCGGUCACACAUGAGCAUCCACAUUGGCCACAAGCAGUUCAUGUGUCAGUGGUGUGGCAAGGACUUCAACAUGAAGCAGUACUUUGACGAGCACAUGAAGACACACACAGGGGAGAAGCCUUAUAUCUGUGAGAUCUGUGGCAAGAGUUUCACCAGCCGCCCCAAUAUGAAGCGGCAUCGACGCACACACACAGGAGAGAAGCCAUACCCGUGUGACGUGUGCGGCCAGCGUUUCCGCUUCUCCAACAUGCUGAAGGCACACAAAGAAAAGUGCUUCCGUGUCAGCCACCCGCUGCCCGGUGACCCCGCCACCCUGCCUGCCACGCAUCUGCAGCCCACAGCUCCGCUCUUCCCCACAGCACCUCCCAGGCUGGACACUAACUGACCCCCAGCACAGGCCCUCUUGGCCAGGGCCAGCAGACACAGACUAGGAGCUGGGCUGCAGCUGGAUACCCGUGGCCCUGGGUCCUGGUGCAGCUUCUUGGAGAUUUUACUCCUUGUGCUUGGGAGUAAAAGAACAGAGAGGGACUGGUUGGCUGCACCCCUCCAGGCGAGGGGUGCUGGAGGCAGCCGAUACAGGGCAGGAGGAGCUCUGGGCUGCAGGCAUGGCAGAGAGCCAGGCAGGGCCUGGGUCAGUUUCACCUGCCCAUUCCUGGCUUCCCUGUGCCCCUAACUGACUCUUUAGGAGGGGAGGAUUUGGGUGUGCCCCGUUGAAGGAGUUCUGGAGCCCCAGAGGCCUGUGGCCGGGGAGGCAUGGCAGGAUACCAUGUGUGACUGGGCAGGGGAGUGUCAGCGUGUGAAGGCUGCCCCUCUGUGUGGGGCAGACUGGGGCAGGUGGGGGCUGGCCCCCAUGGGUUUCCUUUCUUACAUCCCUACCAGGCAGGUACAGGAAUCCCCACCCUGCACUGGGACUUUUAAAGAGCCCCACAUCCAGGAGAGAAUGUCUCUGGGUGCUGGAGACCAAGCCUCCAGAGGGGAGAAAAACCUGAUUCACCGGCCCCAGCUUCUAGGGCUCCUGCAGGAGAAUGAGAUCCCAGGGAGGGGCCCCACAGGAGCCUCAGGCAAGUAGUUCAGGGUUUCAUGGUGCUAUCUGUGGGGCAGGGGAUGGGGAGCUGUCCACAGGGCAUCCCUGCCCCUUACCAGCCUAUCUGGCUGGACUGCCCCACCAGGAGACACGUAUCUAUGUCUGCUCCCCCAGAAGCCCACAUGAGGCCUCCUCUCCUCUUGGGGCCAGGCCACUACCGCCCCUUGCUGGCCCCUGGUCCCUCUUGCACUCUUGUACAGUCUGGGGUGCCACAGUGCAGCCAGGGAGAGAAGCUGAUGUGUUUAGGCCUCUGUGGGAGCAGGGAGCUUAGCCAGUGCUCAGCGUUUGCCCUUGGGGGGCAGGCAGUCAUAGGCCACCCCUCUCUGUUGUCAUUUCAUGUCCUCUGUUUCCCCGGGUUUGAUCUCCCACUGUUGAUAAGCUUCUUUGUCACACUCUGCACCUUACACCCCUCCCGCCGCUCCCUGCUGCUCCCAGCCGCUCCCAGCAUGGCCACACUUGGAAGAGGCCUGUGCCCAAGGGGCUGGCAGAGGGUGCCGAAUCCCUUGACCUCCUCAGAGGCCCACUGAGCUGGGACAGCGGGCUGGGGACAUUUUAAUCAUCAAUAAACGAAGCACUUUAUUCUGUACAGGUGUGGGCAGGCCCAAGGUGCUCGGCUGAGUCGGCUGUCUUCUGGGCACGGAAGGGUUGAAUGAGCUGUUGUCCCUGUAUAGGCACCCUUUCCUAGCCUGAGGAGCAGGCUGCAAGCAUGCCCUUAGCCCCGCCCCAUGUCCACUGGGGAGACAGGUGGGACCCUCCCUCUCUGAGAAAGGAAGGUUACCCAUUUGCAUACUCCUGCCCCACUGCCUGAGGUUGGGCUCCAGGCUCCUGCAGUGAGGCUCCUCCAGUGGUACCCCUAAUCUCUGGGCUUCCGUGAUGUCCUCAGGGACUCUUCCCUGCCUCUUGCUGUUUCUAACCUCUGGCCCCAGUGCCUGGCAGCUCUUCAGAGCUGGCUUAACAUUUUCCAAAAAUAAUAAUAAUAAUACUAAAUAAAACGAAAAAAAAAAAAAAAAGAGUUGACCACCUCAAGGGGUCGCCAAUCCUUAUCACCUGCUGGCCCUGUGGACUUCUUGGGUCCAGAAACCCUGGCCAUUCCUCAGUAAACAGCAAUCUGAAGGGCAGAGGCUGGGAACGGAACCCUGUCACAGGAGUUGGGUCUCCAGCACCUUUAUACACCUUUCCCCCAGGGGCCAGACGGGUUCUGGGCUCUGUCUGGGAUGGGGGCACAGCCCUCUCUCUGAGGCCCCUGUGUGCCUGGUGCUACACUCCCUGCCCUGCCCACAAAGGUUGCACUCCCUAACUGCCAAAUGCAAUAAGCCCCCAUCCCCAUGAUGUGGAAUUGGGGUUCUCAUCUCCCCAGCUAUAUACUUUAUUUUUAAAGAGAUGGUCAAGUCCCUGAAUGUUAGCAUGAGGGAACUGGAACAUGGUGGUAAUUUUCCAGGCCCGAGACACAGUAGCCUUGGGACCGUAGCCUUUGGGGAGACUUGCUAGGAUCUCUUGCCCAGCUAGACUUGGUCUAGCCCUGGGCCUGUGCCUCUCAACUGGUGCAGGCUGCUCUGGUCUUGGGAGCAGUUGAUGGGGAGUCUUCAUGAAGACAUAGAAGACCUGGAACCCAGGGAUGCCCAGUCCCACAUCCCCUCACUGGGGUCUGGGUGAUAACAGGAAGACCAGGCCCAGGUGUGUGAAGCCUUACUGCCUGCCUGUGUGUGACACGCCCAUGGUCCCAGGGUGGGGACAGUAGGCAUCUGAGCGAGAUGAGUGGUGGAGAAUAAACUCAGUUCCACUCCUGGCCCCUGGCCCAGCCUCUUCUUUAUGUGUUGCUGUCCUGAGGAAGGGUGGCAGGUGUCCCAGCAUCCCAGUGCACAAGUCCCAAGAGUAUUUAGGGUAUCCAUAGGACCAGUCUUUCUCCUUCAAGGCUGGGAUUAUACGGGCCCCAUGCUCCAUGUGGGUCUGUUGGUCUGUCACAGAAAGACCUGAAAUUCUGGAGCCUGCAGAAGUGGUAAUCCCCAGGGUAGAGCCCAGGAGAAUCCAGGGUGUCAGUCACAGGAGCCCAGACAGUAGGCCCCUCCCCUUUCAUCCGCCAGCUCAGCCCUUUUGGGCACCUAGGGUUCUCAUAGGUACUUCCUGCUGCUCAUGUUCUGUUUGGUGGCAUUCUGGGCCCUGGGGACAUAGGUGGAAGAUCUCUACGGUGUGAUCUAUCACCCUGCCCAUAGGUGCCCAGUGCCUCAGACAGAUCCAGAGGCCCGGUGCGGGAUGUUGUGGGUGAGGUGGCUGCCUGUGGAGAUUCGGACGUGAUCGCCACCUCCUGUUUCAGAAGACUCGUUGUAUUCACACCCUCAAAAACAAGAUGGGAUAGAACAUACCUGUAACACCAGCAUUUGGGAGGCAAGAGGAUUAGGAGUUAAAAGCCACCCAUUGCCACAUAGUUCCAGGACAGCCUGCCAUUUGGAAUUGACACCCAGUCUCACAAAGGCCUAAGGAAAGGACUUCUUGGGAGGAUCCUGUUGUUUUCUCUCACCUCUGCGCUCCUGUCCUUUGCUUCAGUGCUGCUGCUUUCAAACAGGGCCCCGGGUAAUAAAUAGGCUGUGGGCGGCAGAGAGAAAUCAGGCAUCUAGAACAUUUCCAGCCCCUUAGGUUCUGCUGACUGGCCUGGUUGGGAAGGCCACGCCUCAUCUGUGCACGCCUGGUUCUGAGGCCUGCUGGAUACAAGGAGAAUGAGACAUGGGCUGUAGCCUAGCAAUGCUCUGCGGCCCUCCCUUGCUGUGACACGGCUGUUCGCUGUGUUUGGUAGAGUAACUCAGGUGAAGCUGGAUCCCACUGCUAUGACAAGCCAUCCCUGCUUCAAUGACAUCACCUGUGACCCUGUGAGGUCUGUGGGAGAGGCUUUGGUGGCCCAGAAUGACAGAUUGCUUUAAUCUGUGGCACAACCAUAUUGACUUGGGUCUCCAGAGCUAAGGUUGGAACUGCAUACCACCAUUCAAAAGUGACAUGUUUCCACGCCAUUAGUCCAUUAGUACCAUGGCCAAGCCCUACUUCAAGGUGAUGUGGAAAAGGAACCAUAGAGAGUUCUAGAAAUAGAGUGGACAACUAUACCCUCUCCUGCACCUUGGUGCUGAGUCUCCUGAUGCCAGGUUGCCAGGCAGUCUACUGGGCUGAGGGUAUGCCUGAAAUCCCAGGUAGAUGAGAACUGAGACAGGAGGAUUGAUUAAGCCCAGGAGUUUGAGGCCAGUCUACAAUGUAGACCUUGUCUCAAAAUAAAUACAACUUUUAAAAUGUA
This is a messenger RNA of Mus musculus (house mouse), 6353 nucleotides long. RefSeq names its product zinc finger and BTB domain containing 47 (gene Zbtb47). Gene Ontology annotation, biological process: regulation of transcription by RNA polymerase II. The coding region runs from base 191 to 2380 and encodes 729 amino acids. The transcript is spliced from 6 exons. Lineage: Eukaryota; Metazoa; Chordata; Mammalia; Rodentia; Muridae. Gene Ontology annotation, cellular component: nucleus. The record is from RefSeq and is marked validated.